GUCAUAUGUUAAUAACAACAACGAAAAUCGAAAUUUACUCAUAUAACUACGCAAAAUUUAUGUAUCUCCGAGAGUGUGUAAACAAUAAAGAAAUCUGAUAUCUUCGCCCCAGAAGACAGAGUUUUUAAAGUUUUUAAUAAGAACCCCCCUUUUAUGUACGAACUGCGAUUUCGUUACAUAAAAAUUGGUGCCGAAACCCGGGAAUUUUCCCACUGAUUCACUGAAGAAAGAUAAAACACUUUGAUUGAUCCACGACGAAAGAAUUGUCCACGAACUGGUUCAUCGUAUAUCCAUCUAGAACAUCUACCAGUAAGGGAAGUACCCCUCACAUCCUUUGACGAGAGGAAUAAAAUUUGAUUCAUCCACGGAAGAGAAAUUUUCUACGAAUUUUCAUCCUGUAACCACCUGGAAUUUCUACCUGGCGAGAAGUGUUCCUGGUUUCCCGUUGAGCCCCUGCAAAGAUUCAGGUUUUCGACUUCACCUACAGUAAAGGAAUUGAGCGAAACACACAUAAAAAAUACAGGUCAGAUUGUUUCAGUUAUCUCUAUAAAAAGUGAAAACAGUGAACUUGUGAUUGAACAAUACGUGCGUAUUUCCAUCUCUCUUUACUGAAUUGAAAGAAAUUUCACUAUCUUUGUUGCACAGUUUCAGCAUAUUUUAUUUGUUUUAUUAUUAGAAUUUGUAGUUUUUACUGAAGUUUUGCAUCAGUGUCCACGGAAUUUAAAUUCAUAUUUUUUUUCUGGAAACAUUCAUUUCAUAUUCGAAUUAACAUUGAUUCAUUUCUGAAGUUUGAAUUUCUGUGUAAACUGUUGUAUGUUUUUUCAAUAUUCUAUUGCUUAUCUCUUGAACCAAAAGUGACAUUUUAAUAUUUCUUUAAGUCAAAAUGGAAGCUUUAAUUGAACAAAGAACAGCGCACAAAAAUACUAUCGAGCGUCUUGAAAGAUAUCUGAAUAGAAAUAAGGAUAGAGAAGCGAUUGUUAUUGAAGAAUAUUUGUCGAGGCGUGAUUGGUUAAUUGAAGCUUUCACCAAAUAUAACAAAAUUCAAGAUAAAAUUGAAUAUCUUCAAACUGGAAAAUUUGAGGUUGUAGACACUGAAGAUAGAGAGGAGAUGGAAGCUAGAUAUUGCCGGAUCUUGUCUGAAAUUGAAAGGAAAAUAAGUCAAUAUGACUCUAAACAUAAGGCCCUUGUGUCCCCUUUCGAACGACCCUACUGACUUGAGUUGCCUGACCCCAGGGCAUUUCCUUAUAGGAGCGCCCCUGACUACAUUCCCGGAUAAGGAUGUCCCCACAACACCUACAAACCGCUUGUCACGUUGGGAACUUUGCACAAAGCUGCAACAAGAUUUUUGGAAGAGGUGGUCUGUCGAAUAUUUGAAUAACUUACAAAAUAAGCCUAAAUGGUUAAAGCCCAACCCAAACUUAAAGGUCAAUGAUUUGGUUCUCUUGAAAGAAAACAAUUCACCCCCUCUGAAUUGGCGCAGAGCACGCAUAUUAAAAGUUUAUCCUGGUCCUGAUAAUAGAGUUAGGGUAGUCGAUUUAAAAACAAGAGAUGGAGUGUUCACAAGACCAAUAUCAAAGGUUUGUCCUCUACCAGAGAUCUCUGACUCUAAAACUUUGCAAUAAUUUCAUUUAUCGACUAUUAUUGAAUAAAAUUGAAAAUUGAUUUCCUCAUUCUCUUUUUAAUAUUCGGAAAUGGCGGGGGAGGAUGUUUGAAUUUCGCGCUGUAAAUUCAAAUUCAUCAAAUUAUAUUGUUGCGCGCCGCCCUACCACUGUAACUUCCAUCUCUCCUCUAUCUAAUCUUGAUUAUAUUCAUUGUCAUAUGUUAAUAACAAAAACGAAAAUCGAAAUUUACUCAUAUAACUAUGCAAAAUUUAUGUAUCUCCGAGAGUUUGUAAACAAUAAAGAAAUCUGAUAUCUUCGCCCCAGAAGACAGAGUUUUUAAUAAGAACCCCUCUUUUAUGUACGAACUGCGAUUUCGUUACACAAUGUUCAUUUUCAGUUUUGACAAAUAUUGAAUUUACAUUAUCAUUCGAUAAGAUCUAUGAAAAGACCUACAGUGAAAUUUUUGUUUUAGGAAUAUUCAGUUUAGCUAUAAUAAACUGAAAAGAGGCAGAAUGAAUAGAUCUACCUUUCAAAUACCCAUGGCUCAUGUUGCCUCACAAGCAAUCGUAAUAUCAUAUCUAGGUGUAACAUCAUUGAGAAAUCAGAUUAUAAGAAGUCCCUCAUUUCCAAGGUUCAUCAAUACUUUUUUCAGUUGAGCAACAAAUUAUUCUUCUAUUCCAUAAUUUAUUGAGAAAUAUAAUAUAUGAUC
Messenger RNA from Harmonia axyridis, 2310 nucleotides. RefSeq lists its product as uncharacterized. The record is from RefSeq and is a predicted model, not a curated record. The coding region runs from base 1164 to 1622 and encodes 152 amino acids. NCBI's taxonomy places the organism in Eukaryota, Metazoa, Arthropoda, Insecta, Coleoptera, Coccinellidae. The transcript is spliced from 2 exons.